This is a messenger RNA of Chaetomium globosum CBS 148.51, 4119 nucleotides long. RefSeq lists its product as uncharacterized. The record is from RefSeq and is a predicted model, not a curated record. Lineage: Eukaryota; Fungi; Ascomycota; Sordariomycetes; Sordariales; Chaetomiaceae. The transcript has 5 exons. Gene Ontology annotation, molecular function: catalytic activity; nucleic acid binding. Bases 1 to 4119 code for a protein of 1372 amino acids.
AUGGCGGCUGAUGCCCACCCCCCAUCCGGUCCGAGGUGGCCGACCAACUCACCUUCCGCCGAGACGACCGAGCCGCGCGUUGAAACCGAGCGCGAAAGCUCGCGAAGCCAUGCAAUCGCUCGAGGACGUGGCUACCACGUCGAGGAGAGCGGCGAGCGAGACCACGCGGGCGGUUACGACGCGAGGAGCACGCGCGUCUGGGAUUUUAUAUGGAGCCAACAGCCGGAUCGAGACGGGGAAGUCAGGUAUACAGAUGCUCCUGGAGGCGAUCAACGAACAACGAGACGAAAUGUACCGAAUGAUUACCUGAGCAGCGAAACACGAUUGGCGAACUACGCGAGGACCCAGCUUUCUGAAGAACUGAGACAAGCGCGGGAUCAGAUUGAUACCCUUCAACGCCACCCGGUAGCCAUGGCUUCGUCCCAACCAAGCGCAAGAGGGUCAUACGCCGAAGUCGCUCGCACCCCACCAUCAAGCCAGCCAAGCGGUGUGCGCACCCUCUCCUCGCGAAACACGACGCCUUCAUCCUUUACCGACACGUUGUUCUGUACGAUCGAUACAUCUAGGGUGGAGGAGAAAGAGAAGGGAAACGUCCAGGUGGCGGACAUUAGAAAGGCAAUCGAGACAGAGGCCAGGGCACAGGAAAGCAUGGGAGACUGGCGUUGCGCUGCGGUUGUGAAGGAGGCCCGAAACCCGGACCGAGUCAGAGUAAUUUGCAGGGACGAAGGCGAGGUCCAGCUCGUCAAGGAAGCGGCAGUGAAGAUCAGUGUUCCUGGAGUGCGGGUAUUGAGAGACCAGUUGUACCCGGUGAGGGUAGACAAUGCCAACCGAACAGCGGUCCUCGAUGCGGACGGAAACAUCCUGCGGGGAGCCGCAGAGGCGCUAGGGACAGAGAACGACGUCAACAUUGCGAAGAUUGCCUGGCUCAGCAGGAAGGAUACAAGCAAGGCCUACGGCUCGAUGGUUGUCUACGUGACGAAGGGCAGCGAAGCAAGGCGACUUCUAGACGGGCGUUACUUCCAUCUCGCCGGAGAAUCCGCUUACACGACCGUUUUCGCGCCCCGGGAAGGCCCAAUCCAGUGCUACAGAUGCCAGGAGAUCGGCCAUAAAGGCCUUCGCCUGCAAAAAGCCGCAAAGAUGCGGAAGGUGUGCGGAACAGGGUCACUCACUCACAAGACGUGUCAGUUCCGUGGUCCUGAAACGCUUAAGAUCCUUCAGCUCAACGUCCGCAAACGGAGAGAAGUGCAGCAGAGUCUGCUAAACGACGAGGGACUCAAGGACUUCGCAGUGCUGGCCAUCUCCGAACCAUAUGCCAGGCUGAUCGAAGGCUCGGUGACGACGGUCCCAAUGAGUCAUCACAACUGGACGAAGCUUAUACCAACGACAAGACGAGAAACCACGUGGCCAAUUCGGAGCAUGCUAUGGGUACGAAGCGAUAUAGAGGUCGAGCAGAUUCCAGUGCCGUCGGCAGACCUCACCGCAGCACGCAUUCGGCUCCCAGAUCGGGCAGUGCUGAUGGUGUCAGUGAGGUUUCGAAACGGAACAGGGACGAGAACGGAUAUCAUCCUGGCGGGCGAUUUCAACCGCCACGACCAGCUUUGGGGAGGGGACGAUGUCUCACCACGGAGACAAGGCGAGGGAGACCGCAUCAUCAACCUCAUGGACGAACACUCCCUCUGCAGCCUCCUCCCAAGAGGCACGAAGACGUGGCAGUCAGGCGACAUUGAGAGCACAAUCGACCUGGUACUGGCCUCUGCAGAACUAGCAGACCAACUACUCAGAUGCACGAUUCACCCCUGCGACCAUGGCUCAGACCACAGAGCAAUCGAGACAGCUUUUGACACCACGGUGGAGGACCGUCCCAGUGAGACGAGGUUCCUCUUCAAGAACGCGCCCUGGGCGGAAAUUAGGACUAGGGUGGCAGCAAACCUCGAACGCAUCCCCUGGGACGGCAAUGUCCAGCAGCAGACGGACAGGCUCAUGGCAGCGGUAACCGAGGCGGUCUACGGCCUGACACCUAAAGCCAAGCCCUCACCAUACGCCAAGCGGUGGUGGACAACAGACCUGACACGGCUUCGCCAGACAUACACGUUUUGGAGAAACCAGGCGAGAUCUCGACGUAGGAUUGGGCAAACAGCACCAGAGCUCGAACAACGAGCCAGGAUGGCAGCUAAAGAGUACUACGACGCCAUCCGCAGACAGAAGAGUUCGCAUUGGAACGACUUCCUGGCCGAUGACGCUAACAUCUGGCAAGCAACGAAGUAUCUGCAAACCGGCAGCGGCACGAUGGGCGAUAAGAUACCCCCGCUCGUCCGACCCGAUGGCUCCAUCACGGAGGGUAAAGCAGAACAAGCGCAGGAGUUACUCACCGCCUUCUUCCCACCUUUGCCAGCGAGAAUCGAAGACGAGGGCCAACGACCUCAACGGGCGCCGGUACACAUGCCAGACCUAACAAUGGAGGAGAUAGAACAAAAGGUCCUGUCCGCUAAGCCAUGGAAGGCGCCCGGGGAAGACGGUCUACCGGCAAUGGUAUGGAGACAGCUCUGGCCAGUGGUCAAAGACAGGGUGCUCCAUUUAUUCCGGACGUCGCUUCGAGACGGCGACAUCCCCAGCCAGUGGAGGAAUGCCAAGAUCAUCCCAUUGAAGAAGCCAGGGAAGAGCGAAUACACUCUAGCCAAGUCCUGGAGACCCAUCUCGCUGCUCUCCACGCUGGCGAGACAGCUAUUUGUUGCGACAGUAGCCCCGGUCAUGGACUACGCUGCCAAUGUCUGGAUGCAUGCGUGCGGGGAAAAGGCACUGAGCUGGCUGAACAGGGCGCAGAAAAUCGGGGCCCUGGCCAUCACGGGAGCCUUUCGAACCGCGGCAACAGCCGUGGUGGAAGCUGAAGCGAGCAUCUACCCCGUACGAGAACGACACGCCCAGGCGGCAGCCAGUCUGUGGAUCAACAUCCACACGCUGCCCGGAACGCAUCCCCUUGCCAUGAAGAAAGUCCGGAACACCGUACGAUUCGUAUCUCCGCUGCAGAAAAUUGCCCGUGUGGCCGAAGGAGUACGAGUUGACCGGAUGGAGACAAUCCAGGAAUACGCCGUCCCGCCCUGGGCACCUCGCCUACGACCGACGCUCGAAGCCGAUCGAGGGAAGGCGGCCGAGAUGGUCAACAAAAUUUCGGGAAUCGUGAUCGCAACCAGCUCAUCCGUAAAGAAGGGCAUUGUUGGCAUGGGCGGCCUUGCACGGGAUAUUCUCUUCAACAGAACUAGCGAGACUGUGACAAACUAUGCUGUUGUUCUUGGGACAAGGGAAGAGCAGAACCCAUAUACAGCAGAGCUAGCAGCCAUCGCAAUGGCCCUGGAGAAGUUACCGGCUAGCAUCUGCCACAGGCACAUCACCGUGAUCACGAGGAACCAGUCAGCGCUGGCAGCAGUUGGACAGCCGCGGCAGCAAUCCGGCCAAAGCAUCAUACGGCAAAUCUACGACUUGGCCAGGCUGCACCGACAAAGAGGGAACUCGGUCAACUUUCUGUGGAUACCAGCGGAGAUUGACUUCGCACUGGGGUCAGAUGCCAAGGCAGCAGCCCAGAGAGCGUCGAAGCAAGGACGCACACCCGACUCCCAAAUACCCCAGGCCAAGUCUACCGCGAUGAGGCUGGCAAUGGAAAGACAACGGGCGACAAGAGUUCUACCUGUAAGCGUGGGCAAGUUCUCAAAGGCCAUGGACGCAGCACUACCAGGCAAGCACACGCGCCAUCUCUAUGACAAGCUGAAGCGAAGGGAGGCCUGCGUAUUGGCGGAGCAGCUGACCGAACCGGAAUGGCGUAGACUGAACGGUUUUUUGAGCAGGAUUGGGGCGGUCGAGUCAGACCUUUGUGCCUGUGGACAAGCGAGGGAAUCAGUGGAACACUUUCUUUUCCGAUGCGUGAGAUGGACAGCUCUGAGGGAAGACAUGCUGCAAUGCACAGUGGCAAGACGAGGAAGCCUCUCGUUCUAUCUGGGAGGGAAAGCGCCAUCAGAUAUAAGGAAUUGGUCACCAGAUAUGAAGGCAGUCCGGGCGACGAUCAAAUACGCAAUGGCAACAGGAAGGCUGGAGCUGAAUGAGGAGGAGAGUCUAGACCAGUCACAGUAG